UCUCGGCGGGGGAUUUCAAGAUCCUCCCGUCGUUCGACCUGCGGUGCUACACGCUCACACGAUGUCCCCAUUGCUGUUACGCCAUUGGAUCCAACGGGGCCGGCGGCCCCGCAUGUGAUUCCGGUUCCUGCCCCGGCAGUUGGAAUUCCGAGAGUUGUGUCCGGAUGCGGCAUUGGAGGGCCGGCAAUGCCCCUCUUUCCUUUGGGAGGUGGUGAGCAGAGAUUGAUGCCAUUGGUGUCCUCGUCAGUUACCCCGGCUACUUGGUCUGGACAUGGUUCUCGUUCUCCUGUUGUGGUUUUUCUGGGUCAUUCUUUCAUCUUUCGGGCUGGACAGAGAGCUGCUUGCAGGCCAGGGGGACAGUCCCUUGGUUUUCCCAAUGAUGUUCAAUGGAGAGGAAUCGGUGGACUCAAGUGGCUUCGGGUGCUGGUGGAGGCGGUGGGUAUUGCUCGUGUUGUCAAUUCCCCUGUGGUGCUUGUGAUCCAUGCGGGGGGCAAUGACCUUUGUUCCAUGAGAAUGGCUGAACUCAUUACUUUGAUGAAAGCGGAUGUUGAGAGGAUUCGGGAAUUUUUCAGGGAGAUGGUGGUAGUCUGGUCGGAAAUGGUUCCCAGGGUGACGUGGCAAGGGGCCAGGGAGGCUCAGGCUAUUGAAAAAGCUCGUCGUACAGUUAAUUCCCGUAUGGCGAGGUAUGUGAGGUCCAAAGGGGGUGUGGUAGUGAGACACAGGCAAUUGGAAGGUGAUAAUCGCCGGUUAAUGAUUGCGGAUGGUGUUCAUCUGAAUGACAUAGGCACUGAUAUUUUUCUGUCGGGGCUACAGGAUGGGGUGGAGCAGGCGUUAUUUCUCCUCGGUGGGGGUCGGAGUGCGGCUUAGUUCCUUGCCGAACUCCUCCGUGGCGGAGGAGAAAUUUGGAGGAGAUUUUCCUGGAGAGUAGAGUGUGAUGCCCGUCGAAGAGGGCGGCCGGCUGACCGCUUACCUCUGAGAGUGUUCAAUCAGAAGUUCGGAUAUAAAUGGUUUAUUUUAAUGGUUAUUAAAUAAACGCUGUGGCCGACCCCCAGUUGUCCAGCAAAAGUUAGAAGUGGUCAGUGUUUUUAUUAUA
Hyla sarda is the source of this 1093-nucleotide messenger RNA. RefSeq lists its product as uncharacterized. NCBI's taxonomy places the organism in Eukaryota, Metazoa, Chordata, Amphibia, Anura, Hylidae. The transcript has 3 exons. Bases 187 to 867 code for a protein of 226 amino acids. The record is from RefSeq and is a predicted model, not a curated record.